AUGGCCACCCCAAACCAAAAUCCCAUCUGCUUCUUCGACAUCGCCCUCGGCGGCGAACCUCUCGGCCGCAUCAAGUUCGAACUCUUCGCCGACGUGACUCCUCGCACCGCCGAGAACUUCCGCCAAUUCUGCACCGGCGAAACAAAAGGCACAACCGGACGACCGCAAGGCUACAAAGGCAGCAAAUUUCACCGAGUCAUCAAGGAUUUCAUGCUGCAGGGUGGAGACUUUUUGAACGGCGAUGGGACCGGCUCGAUCAGUAUCUAUGGCACGCGCAGUUUUGCGGAUGAGAAUUUCGAGCGGAAACAUACUGAGGCGGGGUUGUUGAGUAUGGCGAACUCUGGAAAGGACAGCAAUGGCUCGCAAUUCUUCAUAACUUGUGCGCCGACGCCUCAUCUUAACGGCAAGCACGUGGUAUUCGGUAAAGUGGUGGAGGGCAUGGAUGUCGUCAGGAAAAUUGAGAGCGUCCGCCUCAGAGGAGAGAAACCUGCAUCGGAUGUCACGGUCGCGCAGUGCGGCGAGAUGUGAUAUUGCUCAACGCAGCACACUAUCGGACCAAGCCAACAGGACUUCAUAACGCCACUCGCAGCAGACAGGAGAUUGGGUGUCACGAAGCUAUGGCACGAUGAAGUCUGGAAUCUGGAACAUGAAGGAUCAAAGAAGUUUUCAAUUGCCAUUCAUCG
Molecule: messenger RNA, 683 nt
Organism: Zymoseptoria tritici IPO323
Lineage: Eukaryota; Fungi; Ascomycota; Dothideomycetes; Mycosphaerellales; Mycosphaerellaceae
Exons: 2
Coding region: 1-528 (175 amino acids)
Biological process (GO): protein peptidyl-prolyl isomerization; protein folding
Cellular component (GO): intracellular membrane-bounded organelle
Molecular function (GO): peptidyl-prolyl cis-trans isomerase activity
Source: RefSeq, a predicted model, not a curated record